Brienomyrus brachyistius is the source of this 8840-nucleotide messenger RNA. RefSeq names its product CREB-binding protein-like. The record is from RefSeq and is a predicted model, not a curated record. NCBI's taxonomy places the organism in Eukaryota, Metazoa, Chordata, Actinopteri, Osteoglossiformes, Mormyridae. Gene Ontology annotation, biological process: positive regulation of transcription by RNA polymerase II. Gene Ontology annotation, cellular component: histone acetyltransferase complex; transcription regulator complex; nucleus. Gene Ontology annotation, molecular function: chromatin DNA binding; zinc ion binding; transcription coactivator activity.
UUUUUGUAUCAACAGCCGCCAUCUUGUCGCGGCUCGGAAUCGGGAUUUUGGGAGAGCGUAAUAUUUUUUAAUUUUGAUCCGGGCAAUUCAAACCGAUGUGAAGCCCCUUCAUUCUACUAAAAAUAACUGGAUCUUUUGCCGUCGAGCGGAUUUUUCGCGAAAAGGGGAGGAUUGGGUCGGUUUUCGUCGGCUAGAAGCCUCCUGUGUAUCUGAUUUCCCCUUCAGAAAACGCCGCUUCGCUACAUAUCAGCGUUAUAUGCUGUAUUGUGUGCUGGGAGACAGCGGCGAAGACGCUAAAAUUCACCUCAAAAUCCACAUUUCGCCAGUCGCGCUUUUUAUCCGAGGCACAGAUGGAAUUUGUGCUAAUUAAAUUGGACUCGCCGAAAAACGCUGGUUAAUCUGCCUCGAAAACGACUUUGGAGGCAGGGAACUGGGUGGUGUCUGUAUAUGAUUUUUUUCUAUUUUAUGCUUUAAUUUUUUGACGCGAAAUAUUUUCCACCGAGGGUAAUUAUUAGUGAUAAUAAUGUGGGUGUUGGGUGUUGGAUUAACAUGGGGUGAAUGGCGAAGGCGAAGCGUGGCGCUGUUGCUGCUUUUUUGAAACCCUUUUUGCAGCCUAGCCCUCCUGCUAGCUAGCCGUUUCUUAUAAAGGGAGUGUGUGGAGAAAUAAGUGAGCUUUUCUUCUUCCUUACCUGUUUCGCUGAAAAAAAUAUUAAUUUCGGUUGAGAUAAUUCGCUAACAUGGCGGAGAAAGUGGACGUCGGACCUCCCAACGCGAAGCGGCAGAAGCUGAAUUCACCUGCGCUCUCCGCCUCGGAUGGUCCAGACUUUGGAUCUUUCUUUGACCUGGAGAAUGACCUUCCGGAUGAGCUCAUCCCCAACGGCAGCGACCUAGGCCUGAUGAGCAUGUCAUCCAACGGUGGCGGUGGCCUGGGUGGCAUGGUUCCGGAUGCAGCCUCUAAGCACAAGCAGCUGUCGGAGCUCCUGCGGGCAGGGAGCAGCUCCAGCCUGGGCCCAAGCCUUGGCUCUAGCAGCCCCCAACCAGGAAUGGGGGUCCAGCUGGGUGCACUGGGCAAGAGCCCCCUUGGCCAGGGUUCACCCAGCCACCCUUCCCAGGCACAGAAGCAGGCGCCUGCUGCCCCACCAGGCAGCCAGGGUAAUGGUGGCUUGGGGCUCACAGCCUUCAACCAAGCCAUGAUGAACAGCGGCCAGAACCACGGCGUCUUGGGCCAAGGCGCGCAGCCCCCGCAAGGGCCCCUGAUGAACGGGAGCCUGGGUGGAGCUGGCCGUGGCCGGGCAACGCCAGGCCUGCAGUACCAAGGUCCGGUCGGAGGUGGGGUUGGCGUCAGCGGCGCGGGCAGUGCGCUGGCGGAGACUCUCACCCAGGGUGCACCGCAGAUGGGAGUGCAUUCAUCCAUCAAUGCUCAGCCUGCUGGAAACAUGAACAAGAUGGGCCUUGGAGGGAACAGUGCCCCCUUCGGGCAGCCCUAUGGACAGAGCGCAGGACAGCAGCUUGUGGGCACAGGGGUCACCGGUGUCGGCUCCCAGCUCCAGACCAAGUCCCCGCUCCCUAACAGCCUGUCCCCCUUUCCAGCUGACCUCAAGGGUGCUGCCAGUGUGGCAAACCUGCCCCAGCAACAGGUUCCCCCCGCCGGCAUGGUGGCAGGCCCCUCAGCCGACCCGGAGAAGCGCAAGCUGAUCCAACAGCAGCUGGUGCUCCUGCUGCAUGCCCACAAGUGCCAGCGGCGCGAGCAGGCUAACGGGGAGGUUCGGCCGUGCUCCCUGCCCCACUGCCGCACCAUGAAGAACGUGCUGAACCACAUGACCCACUGUCAGGCCGGCAAGUCCUGCCAGGUGGCGCACUGUACCUCCUCUCGACAGAUCAUCUCGCACUGGAAGAACUGCACGCGGCAUGACUGUCCGGUUUGCUUGCCGCUUAAGAACGCGAGUGACAAACGGAGCCAGCAGCCCAUGCUAGGUUCUCCCGGGACGGGCCUGCAGAACUCCAUCGGCCCAGUGGGCCCAGGCCAGACCAGCGCCCCCACUAUGAGUGGCUCCACGCCCAUUGACCCCAGUUCAAUGCAGAGAGCGUACGCCGCAUUGGGCCUGCCCUACAGCAACCAACCGCCUGCGCAGUCUCAGCCACAGACACCUGGCCAGCAGACUGCACAGGCGCAGCAGCACCAGCAGAUGCGGUCCAUCAGUGCCAUGGGCACCGGUCAGAUGACUCUGGGAGGUGGGGACUCGGAUCACUCAGAUGCCGGUCUGCCCCCGUCACUCAGCAAUCCCUCUCAGCUGGUUCCAGAUGGAUCAGGUGUUGGGAACAUGGGGAACCUGCCCACCGCGGCGCCGCUGUCAGCCACGGGCGUGAGGAAGUCCUGGCAUGAGCAUGUCACUCAGGAUCUACGCAACCAUUUGGUGCACAAACUUGUUCAAGCCAUCUUCCCCACCCCGGACCCGGCUGCCCUAAAAGACCGACGGAUGGAGAACCUGGUGGCCUACGCCCGCAAGGUGGAGGGCGACAUGUAUGAGACAGCCAACAGCAGGGAUGAAUAUUACCACUUUCUGGCAGAGAAGAUUUAUAAGAUCCAGAAGGAACUGGAAGAGAAGAGGCGGUCACGGCUCCAGAGGCAGCCCCACAUGGUCCCCCAGGGCGGCCAGCAGCCGGGCCUCCCCCAGCCCAGUGCACAAGGCCCUGCGCAAGCCAGCCGGCCCAAUGGACCCGUGCCUAUACCCAACGUGCCAAACCAGAUCAUGAAUCGCAUGCAGAUUUCACAAGGGCUCAAUCAGUUCAACCCCAUGACGAUGCAGAACAUGCAGAUGAACCAGCCGCCAAUGGGCUCUCGUGCCUCCUCACCCAUGAACCACCCGGUUCAGAUGAACAUGAGCUCUGUUCCCCCGUUGGCAAUGUCGCCUUCUAGGAUGCCUCAGCACCAAAGCAUGAUGGGAAACCAUGCCAACAACAUGGUGGGGCAGACGGCCAGCCAGGCCCAGUUCAUGCCCCAGACUCAGUUCCCCCCGGCCAGCGGGACCAUGAAUGUGAAUGUAGGCCUCGGCCAAUCAGUGGGCCAGGCUGCUGUGACACAGCCGCCGCAGUCUGGUGUUAACCUCCCUGUGAAUCCCCUGGGCAAUCUGGGCCCUUUACGCUCCACACCACCCACCCCCACCUCCACGGCGACUAACCUGCAGCUGCUCCAGCACCCUGCCCCUCUGCAGAGCCAGCCCUCUACCCCAGUGCCUCAGGCCUCGACCCCCGUCCCCAUGCCCAGUGCCCUCCCUGGCCCAACACAGGGCACCCCUCCCGGCUCCGCCCCGUCCCAGCCACACACCCCACAGCCGGAGCCCUCUGUGCCGCCUCAGCAGCCCACCCCCGUGCAGCCCCAGCCCCCCAGCACUCCGGCAGCCGCUAGCGUCGACCACUGUGUGCCCACGCCGGCCUCUGUGGCCGAGGCGCACUCUCAGCAGGCCCUGCCUGACCUGCCCCCCACCGAGGCCAAGCCCGAGCCAAGGCUCGAGGAGCAGGACUACAAGCCGGGCAAGACGGAGCCCAGUUCUGAGCACGAGGAGGAAACAAGGUCCCUCUCAGGGAAGGUCAAGGAGGAGCCAGAUGGCAUGGAGCUCAAGCAGGAGCCCAUGGAGGUGGAUGAGAAGAAACCGGACAUCAAGGGGGAACCGAAGGAGGAGGAGGAGGGCGGCGCCAACGGCUCUGCUGCUUCCGCCUUCCCUUCACAACCCCGCAGAAAGAUCUUCAAGCCCGAGGAGCUGCGACAGGCACUAAUGCCCACUUUGGAAGCCCUGUACCGCCAGGACCCCGAGUCACUGCCAUUCCGGCAGCCUGUGGACCCCACGGUGCUGGGUAUACCGGACUACUUUGACAUUGUGAAGAACCCCAUCGACCUGUCUACCAUCAAGCGCAAGCUGGACACGGGCCAGUACCAGGAGCCCUGGCAGUACGUGGACGACAUCUGGCUCAUGUUCAACAACGCCUGGCUCUACAACCGCAAGACCUCGCGUGUCUACAAGUACUGCUCCAAGCUGGCCGAGGUCUUCGAGCAGGAGAUCGACCCAGUCAUGCAGAGCCUGGGCUACUGCUGUGGCAGAAAGUACGAGUUCUCCCCACAAACGCUGUGCUGCUAUGGCAAACAGCUAUGCACCAUUUCCAGGGACAGCACCUACUACAGCUACCAGAACCGGUAUCACUUCUGCGAGAAGUGCUUCAACGAGAUCCAGGGCGAUAGUGUCACCCUGGGGGACGAUCCCGCACAGCCGCAGACUAUGAUAUCGAAAGACCAGUUUGAGAAGAAGAAGAAUGACAUGCUGGACCCAGAACCGUUCGUUGAAUGUAAAGACUGUGGACGUAAGAUGCACCAGAUAUGUGUGCUGCAUUACGAGGUGAUCUGGCCCUCAGGCUUCAUCUGUGACAACUGCUUGAAAAAGUCCGGUAAAUCCCGAAAGGAGAACAAGUUUGUGGCCAAGAGGUUGCAGACGACCAGACUCGGAAUGUACAUAGAGGACCGAGUGAACAAGUACUUGAAAAGACAGAACCACCCGGAGGCCGGCGAGGUCUUUGUGCGAGUGGUGGCCAGCUCUGACAAGACGGUGGAGGUCAAACCCGGCAUGAAAUCCAGGUUCGUGGACACAGGAGAGAUGUGCGAAAGCUUCCCAUACAGAACCAAAGCACUUUUCGCAUUCGAGGAAAUUGACGGCGUGGACGUCUGCUUCUUCGGCAUGCACGUCCAGGAGUAUGGGUCGGAUUGUCCGUUUCCCAACACGCGACGGGUCUACAUAUCCUACCUUGACAGUAUUCACUUCUUCAAGCCACGGGUGCUGCGGACUGCAGUGUAUCACGAAAUACUCAUCGGGUAUCUGGAGUACGUCAAGAAGCUCGGAUAUGUAACGGGGCACAUCUGGGCCUGCCCCCCCAGUGAAGGGGAUGAUUAUAUCUUCCACUGUCACCCACCUGACCAGAAGAUCCCCAAACCCAAGCGUCUGCAGGAGUGGUAUAGGAAAAUGCUGGACAAAGCCUACGCUGAGAGGAUUCUCCAUGAUUACAAGGACAUCUUCAAGCAGGCAACUGAGGAUCGUCUGACUAGCGCCAAGGAACUGCCCUACUUCGAGGGGGACUUCUGGCCGAACGUGCUGGAGGAGAGCAUCAAGGAGCUGGAGCAGGAAGAGGAGGAGCGCAAGAGGGAGGAGAACAGCACCUCCUGUGAGACGCCAGAGGGCACGCCAGCCGACAGCAAGAACGCCAAGAAAAAGAACAAUAAGAAAACUAACAAGAACAAGAGCAGCAUUAGUCGAGCCAACAAGAAGAAGCCUGGGAUGCCGAAUGUAGCCAACGACCUGUCCCAGAAGCUGUAUGCCACCAUGGAGAAGCACAAGGAGGUGUUCUUCGUGAUCCACCUUUACUCAGGACCUGUGAUCAACACGCUGCCGCCAGUCAUGGACCCGGACCCGAUGCUGACGUGCGACCUGAUGGACGGGCGCGACGCCUUCCUGACGCUGGCGCGCGACAAGCACUGGGAGUUCUCCUCGCUGCGGCGCUGCAAGUGGAGCACCAUGUGCAUGCUGGUGGAGCUGCACAACCAGGGCCAGGACCGCUUCGUCUACACCUGCAACGAGUGCAAGCACCACGUGGAGACGCGCUUCCACUGCACCGUCUGCGAGGAUUACGACCUCUGCGUCGGCUGCUACAAUACUAAGGGUCACGAGCACCAGAUGGUCAAGUGGGGCCUGGGCCUGGACGACGACAGCAAUGGCCAGGGGGCCGAGGCCUCCAAGAACCCGCAGGAGAGCCGCCGCCUGAGCAUCCAGCGCUGCAUCCAGUCGCUGGUGCAUGCCUGCCAGUGCCGCAACGCCAACUGCUCGCUGCCAUCCUGCCAGAAGAUGAAGCGUGUGGUGCAGCACACCAAGGGCUGCAAGCGCAAGACCAACGGUGGCUGCCCCGUCUGCAAGCAGCUCAUCGCGCUCUGCUGCUACCAUGCCAAGCACUGCCAAGAGAACAAGUGUCCCGUGCCCUUCUGUCUCAACAUCAAGCACAAGCUGCGGCAGCAGCAGCUGCAGCACCGCCUGCAGCAGGCGCAGAUGAUGCGGCGGCGCAUGGCUGCCAUGCAGGGCCGCAGCACGCCCCUGACCUCCUCUCCUCCCUCGGUGGCCGCGCCCAGCACCCCCACCUCAAUGCAGCAGGCGAACACGCCUCAGACGCCCCAGCCCCUCCCGACCUCGGCCGCCCCGCCGCUACCCCCUAAUGCUGCCGGCACCAUGACGCCAAACUUCCGCGGCAGCCAGCCCCCGACCCCCGUGUCCCAGGGCAAACCAGGGCCCCAAUCCUCUCCCCUCCACCAGCAGCAAUCCCCGCUUCCACAGCCCCCACAACCCCAGCAGCUGCCGCCUCAGCCUCUGCAGCAGCCUCUGCAGCAACCUCAGCAACAGCCCCCACCGGCGGCUGUGAAAAUGGCCCAGCACAUUGAGCGCGUGGCCCAGGCGCAGCAGGCCCAGCAGCACCAGCAGCCACUGCAGCAAGACUUCCACCUCAACAUGAACGGCCUGCCCAUGAAUCAGGCCCGCAUGCCAGGGCCUAUGCAAAUGGUGGGGCCCCGCGGAACCCCGGUUAUGCAGAGCAUGCAGCAGGUACAGUGGCCACAGGGCCCUCAGGUGGCCAUGCAGAACCCGCAGCAGGUACCCCCACAGCAGGCCCCAAUGCCCCCACAGCAGCCACCGCACAUGCAGCGUCCCGUGAUGCCACAGGGCCCUCGCAUGCAGGCGGGGGUUCCCCCGCAGGGCCUGCCGCCGCAGCAGAUGCAGCAGAGGGGGGGACCAAGCAGCAUUGCUCCCACGGCUCUCCAGGACCUGCUACGUACGCUUAAGUCACCCAGCUCCCCUAAGCAGCAGCAACAGGUUCUCAACAUCCUGAAGGCCAACCCACAGCUCAUGGCCGCCUUCAUCAAGCAGCGGACAGCCAGGUACCAGGCCAGCCAGCCCUCCCAGCAGCAGGCACUGCCUCAGGCCAUGCAUGAGGGCCAACCCAGCAUGCAGAGCAUGCCCCCUAUGCAGGCUGGGCCAGUGCAGAGGCCCGGCAUGCCCCCUCAGCUGCCACCCCAGCAGGCUGCCCAGCAGGGCAUGGGAACCCUCGGGCCACAAGGUCAGAUGAUGAACCCUGGACACAACCCUCAGAUCCAUGAGUUGUACCGACGCCAGCUGCUUCAGCAGAGGAUGCAGCAGCAGCAGCAACAGCAGCAGCAGCAGCAGGGUGGCAUUCCCCAGGCGCUUGGCCAGUUUCCUCAGACGUCCGCAGCCAGUUACUCCCAGCUGCGCAUGCAACAGCAGCAGCAGCAACUGGCCAUGUCACCCAUGGGCCAGGUGAGCCAGGCCAGCAUGGGUAUGGACGGGCAGCCCCUGCUGCACCAACGCCUCAUGCAGCAGCAGCAGCCGCAGCAGCUUCCACCACAGCAGCAGGCCGUGCUGAAACAGCAGAUGGGUCCUGCCGCCCAGCCCAGUCCCAUGAGUCCGCAGGGCCACAUGCUUCCCACCCAGGCCCUGGGCCCUGCAAUGCCCGGUCAGGUGCUGUCGCCCGCCCCCGUGCAGUCACCCUGCCCACCCCCCCAGCAGCCACCACCACCACAUUCCAGCCCCUCUCCGCGCAUGCAGCCGCAGCCCUCCCCCCAGCACGCCCCGCCCCACUCGGGCUCACCCCACCCCGGCCUGGUGGCUCCCAUGCCAACCCCCAUGGAGCAGGCCCACCUGGACGUGCCCGAGCAGAGCGCCAUGCUGCCCCAGCUGAACACGCUCAACCGUGGCGGCCUCGGCAGUGACUUGAACAUGGACCCGACAGGGGACACCCUGGAGAAGUUUGUGGAGAGUCUGUAGUGCCGUAAAUGCAGACACGCCGUCCCGUCCCGCGGCUUUGUGUGGCUCAAGGACGCGUUUGUGUUGAUGUUUGCAAAAAAAAAACUACUACUACAAAAAAAUCAAUUAAUGGAAGAUGAGAAAGAUCAGCUUGGGAAUGUGAAAGUUUCUUACACCGUGGAACUGCUCUUUUCUUCCCUAGCAAUUGAAUUGAAAAAAAAAUUCAAAUUAAGAAUAUAUUUUUGGUUCUGACCGGAUCUGAAAGGAUUGUCCUGUCUGUCUUUCCCUACCCCAGUAUGGACUCAUGCCUUUUUUUUUAAUGAAACUUUACAAAACAGGUAUUUCAUUGUAUUAUUCAUACUUUUUAUUUUGUACCUUUGUGAACUUUAAAGAAUUUUGUGUUAAACUGUAAAAAAAAAAAAUAUCUGGGAAUAAGCCAAGUUUUCCUUUACUUGUGGCAGAUACAUUCUCCCCCCCCCCCCCCCCCCCCCCCCCCAAAAGGAAAAAAAAACCUUUCGAAGGAGCUUUCUUUUCUGUCCUAAUUGUAAAAUCUGUGCGGGAGAUUUGAGUAUUCAUAUGUAUAGAAUUAGAAGGUUGUACACACACAUACACACACACACACACACACACUCACUCUCUCUCUCUCGUUUUCAGAAAUGUACAAUGUACUGGCCAGGAAGCAGAACUUGUCUUGUAAGUUGUAGAGAAUUGCUUUGUUUCAGCUCUGAUCUUUGAAAUUCUGUUGUCAUGGUGAUCCCCAAGGGGACCGGCAAACGGGGAUCACUGCUGGACUGCUGAUUUUUUUGAACGGAGAAUUCUUCUGCUUAGCUGUCCUCAGUCCACUUAAAUGAAACUUGAAUUGAGGUUGAACUGUUCUCUAAUGUAAAUCAUGCAGGUUGUUAAUGCUAUAAAUAUGCGCAAAAAUAAUGAAAUCGCUGUAUAAAAAGAACUCAUUUCUUACUUCUAUACCAUAUUGUUAAAUAAACUGUGUGCCACAGA